AUGGAUCCUUCCAAGCAGAAGAAGCCUUCCCUUCCUCGUCUGGUUACAAAGGCCUCUGCGGACCGCCAAUCCACGAUCUCGCUGCCGACAUUGGCACCUAAGAUCCCGACUGAGAUCAACUUGCAGCAGCGUCCCAAGUCCGAGAGAGAGGCCAUAGCACCUUUCCUGUUUCCAGAGGACACCGAUGACGAGAACCUUGCCCCAAUCAACAAAUACAGCCUGGAAUUUAAGAUCCGCAAGAGCGUCGAGGAGGAAUCGCCAACCGCCACGAAGAAGAAGACGAUGUACUAUGAGGAUGCCUUUGCUAUUCGGGGCUCCCACAACUCGCCCAAGGAGCGUGUUGCUCAGGAAUCUGUUGUGAUUGCGGAGCUGAUCACCAACCACAAGGCGAGAGAGGAAAAUUCGCGACUGAUCUCUGAUCUUGUCUCCCGUCUUGCCCAGAUCUAUCAGCGUUCAGAGUCGGCCUUGCAAGUAGUGGUUCAGCAAGAUAUCUCAAUCAUCUUUGGCAACGCCUCGCAUCCUUCAUACCUGUUGAAGAUCUACGCACUUCCAUCGGCCAUCGGGCCAGUGACCAACAUCCGCAACACGGGCCUCAUCCAGACAGCUCUUCAAGAGCUUCUGGGAAUUCCCCCGGAUCAAGGUAUUGUUCUUUUCCUGCCGGUCCCCGAGGAAAAUCUGGCGACAAACGGAUCGACUGCACAAGGCGCGAUCUCUCGCCUGGAACGCACCGAAACGGACAGCCCAGGGCUGAUCAAGUCGAUCUCCCGCGGCAUGAGCCGACGUCUGAAGUCGAGCAGUGGCAACAGUGGUCCUUUCUCUUUGCCCUCGGCUCUGGUUUCUCCCGCAUCGGCGACUCCGACCAAUCUCGUUCAAUCUCCGAUCGCAGAGACUGCGCCGGUCGAGGACGAGCGACGGGGAAGGACUCUCAAGAAGAGAGAGUCUUUGCGGACCAUUAUUCAUCGUCACAUGCGGCCCAAGAAGGAGAGUGAGAUCAAGGAGGACGUGAAGGAGUAG
Molecule: messenger RNA, 1014 nt
Organism: Penicillium daleae
Lineage: Eukaryota; Fungi; Ascomycota; Eurotiomycetes; Eurotiales; Aspergillaceae
Product: MIF domain protein
Exons: 2
Coding region: 1-1014 (337 amino acids)
Molecular function (GO): phenylpyruvate tautomerase activity
Source: RefSeq, a predicted model, not a curated record